AUGUCAAUUUUCAAUAUCAAUUUACACAUUUUCACCCUUUUACUGUUACUACUAAUUUUCGUUGCUAAACAGCAAAUAUCGGCCAAUAGUAUCUAUCGUGGAAAUCCUUAUGAAUCUCAAUCAAGCCUAUUCGACGAUGAUCAAUUAAAUCUGGAACCUUCAAGUGAUAAUUUAUUUUAUGAGCCAAUUGACAAUGCUAAAUCUUUGACAAUUCGUCGAUUGAGAACAUAUCGUUCAAAUUUUGUUCAAACAAUGCCACAUAUUAGUGUACGAAAUGGUGUAGUUCGUUUAAUUCCAUAUAAAAAACGUACUACAAUACCACUUGAACUUCAAAAAGCUUUAUAUGCUCAUGGAAUUGUUGGCCGUCGACGUUAA
Adineta steineri is the source of this 375-nucleotide messenger RNA. NCBI's taxonomy places the organism in Eukaryota, Metazoa, Rotifera, Eurotatoria, Adinetida, Adinetidae. The record is from the annotation of a GenBank genome assembly.